Hibiscus syriacus is the source of this 477-nucleotide messenger RNA. RefSeq lists its product as uncharacterized. The record is from RefSeq and is a predicted model, not a curated record. Lineage: Eukaryota; Viridiplantae; Streptophyta; Magnoliopsida; Malvales; Malvaceae. The transcript has 5 exons. The coding region runs from base 1 to 468 and encodes 155 amino acids.
AUGGCGCUGAACUUCUAUUUACCGUUCCGGUUCAGAGAGGAGGAUUCGCUAGGAGCCUUGGAAACGGUUCUCAAGCUUUACUCGGCGAUCAAGAACCGAAACAUACCCGAACUAUCCUAUAUCAUUGAUGACGAAUGCCAAUGCAUCUGCAAUUUCUUCUCGUGUUUCCGACCUUUACAAGGGAAAAAGCAAGUGAUUGAAUUCUUCACUUCUUUGAUAAAGUAUAUGGGAAAUCACAUUAAAUUUGUGGUGCAACCAACACUGAAUGAAGGGAUGGUUGUUGGCAUCCAUUGGAGAUUAGAGUGGAAUAAAGUUUAUGUGCCACUGGGAAAAGGUUUCAGCUUCUAUACUUGCCAUGUCUACCAUGGAAAAGUGAUGAUAAGGAAUGUAGAGAUGUUCAUGGAACCACUCCUUCAUCUGGAACCAUUCAGGCUAGCAAGUGAUCUACAAGUUUUCUUCAACAUUUAAAGUAAUGGA